CCAUUCAAUCUUUAGAGAUCCAGAGCAAAAGCUAGAGAGAGAAAGGAUUUGAAGAUUUGAAGAUUCGAGUUAAGUUUGUGGCUUUUCAUCUUUAAAAAGCGAACGUUUACCUGAAGUUCUGAAAAUUUGGGAAUGUAAGCAGAUGGCCCGUACUAAGCAAACUGCUCGUAAAUCAACUGGAGGAAAGGCUCCAAGGAAGCAACUCGCUACCAAGGCUGCCCGUAAGUCUGCUCCAACCACUGGCGGAGUCAAGAAACCUCACCGUUACCGCCCUGGAACUGUUGCUCUUCGUGAAAUUCGUAAGUAUCAGAAGAGUACUGAGUUGCUGAUCAGGAAACUCCCUUUCCAGAGGCUAGUCCGUGAAAUUGCCCAGGAUUUCAAGACUGAUCUGCGUUUCCAGAGCCACGCAGUCCUUGCCCUGCAGGAGGCAGCUGAGGCUUACCUUGUUGGUCUGUUUGAGGACACUAACCUUUGCGCCAUCCAUGCCAAACGUGUUACCAUUAUGCCUAAGGAUAUCCAGCUGGCUAGGAGGAUCCGUGGUGAGCGUGCUUAAGCAUUGCGGGAGCCAUGGGGAUGGUUGUGUGCUAUUUUGUUGUUAACUUCUCUAAGAAGAAGUUGGCUUAGGUGGCUAGGGUAGAUAGAUAGGCUUUCUGUUUGUAGUAGUUGUUAUUAGGUUUAUGGAUAUGUGAACCUUUUGGGUGGUUGGUGGCGUUUCUCUGUCUAUUCGUUAUAUGGGGGAUUUGGAUUUGUUCUAUUACCGUUCGUUUAAGUUGUUUUGGAUAGUACCUGUUGCAACAGUAGUGGUGUUGAACAUCUAUUAUUUGCAUCAUCUAAUCUAAGUUUAGUUUGUUAUUGUUGUCUUA
Messenger RNA from Pistacia vera, 863 nucleotides. RefSeq names its product histone H3.3. The transcript is spliced from 5 exons. The record is from RefSeq and is a predicted model, not a curated record. Gene Ontology annotation, molecular function: structural constituent of chromatin; DNA binding; protein heterodimerization activity. Lineage: Eukaryota; Viridiplantae; Streptophyta; Magnoliopsida; Sapindales; Anacardiaceae. Bases 143 to 553 code for a protein of 136 amino acids. Gene Ontology annotation, cellular component: nucleosome.